ACGCAAUGUUCACACUUAGACUGGAGUGACUGGAGAUUGGACCCUUAAUAGUUAAUUGGCCAAAGAAAAUUAUCACUUACAAUUAUUAUGUUGUUGAAUAGCAAAUCGUAAUCACAAAAAGGUAAUAGGAAAUUGUGUAUUCAUAUUAUCAAAACGAAACAGCUGUAAACACGAUUUUGAUACUCUCCUCUCUUCUCAAUGGCGAGAAUUGCCGGCCGGGAGGUUUUCUGCUGAUAAGUGAUAACGUAUCUAUGGUUUAUUGAACAAUGCUCCUUUAAAUAUUGUAGUAUUUUUAUUAUUUUACUUCCGUGACGGUCACAGUAGUCGUAACUCGUAACACUCGUAACUUGUAGUUACCCAUAGCACGAUUAAUAGUCAGUAGUAGUAGACAUAUAGAUAGGUGCACCCUACUGUUGUACCACCUACUUAUCGAUAAUAAUACUAUAAUUACAAUAAUAUUUACCAUUUGGUUUGAGACGAACAGAUAACGUAAAUAAUAAAUACUACUGCGCAAACAUAAUACCUAAUCACGUUCCGAUUCUAUCGUUUUUACCCUCGUUGACGACUAGAAAUUUACGUUAUCGAGCAAUGAAUGACGCCGCCGGUGGUCGACAGUCAAAGCUCGAAGAUCUGGAUAUCACCAAAGAGGAAUUGGACAAUAUCGGCGAAGCGUUGAAGAAUGAACAGUUCCGGAAACUGUUGUGCGAGUAUGUGGAUGAAAUCAACGACCCGGAGAAUCGAGCGCAGUACGAACGAGAGAUUGAACAGUAUGAACUGGAACGUGGAACUAGUGUGACGUUCGUGCGUCCUCGACCCGGAUACGUGUUGAAGACGAGCGUCAACGGCGUGCGAAAGGUGUUCGUAAAUGUGUGCUGUUGCGAUGUGCUGCAGAAACCGACCAGCCGCUCUGGCAGCGGCGGUGAUCACUGGUCCCUGCCACACUGCCUGUCACCAGUGCGCCAAGAUUACGACAAGGCCCAUAAACCGUGCGAUGUGUACGAUGUGGUAUUUCAUCCGGACGCUCUUGAAUUGACCAAGCAUGGCAAGAGUCUUAAAGACAUGGUUGAAGAUACGGCACUCAGUAUGAUCGAGAAGAACAACAAUGUGAUUUUGGACAAGGCUAAUAUCAAGUAUCCAAAAAUUGCAUUCAAAGGUAUUGCUCGGUCAUUGGUUAUACGUAAACCUAUCAAGGAUUUCCAGCCAUCUCCCGAAUUCCAAAAUUCAGAAUUACCCGGGUGUCCUUAUAAGCCACCAGUCGAUCGACCGGUUCAACAUCAUGAUCUGGGUUCGUUAAAACAAAAAUCACUAUUUACUGUUCCUAAGUAUAUAAUAAAAUAUCGAAACGAUAUAGACAUCCAAGAACAUGGAUAUAAUAUGCAUUGUAAAAUGAAUGCAGUCAUACCAAAAGAGUUAAUUAUUGAAAUUAAUUUGCCGCUUUUGGAUUCUUCGGCUAAUGUAGAACUUGAUGUCCUCCCUAAGACUUUGAAAUUAGUUUGUCAUAAGCCUUCAAAAUAUAAACUUGACAUAAAUUUGCCUUAUAGUGUACUGGAAGAAGAAGGUAAUGCUACAUUCGAUCAAAGCACUAAAAAGCUUAUUAUACGCCUUCCGGUAUUGCGGACAGAGCCAUCACUCGAGUAUGUAAAGCAUCUUGUUAGUGAGAUUGAAAUGUCCAAAGAUGAAAAUGAUCAUGACUUAGAUGUUGCAAAUGGUCAUUUAAACAAGAUUGUAAUUGAUAACGAAAUUAACAUUAAUGACCAAGAUUGUAAUACUAAGAAUGUUAAUAAGGUUAUAGUCACUAAUGGUAAUGAAAAUGUAAACACAAAUGAUCUUAAGGAUAACACUUUGUAUAAUAAUUGUAAUAAUAAUAGUAUCGUUGAAAAUGAUGUACAUUAUAUCCUGCCAGAACACGAAUUUAUUUUUGAAAAUAAAUGUUUUCUUACGCUCAAUGUAAAAAAUGUUGAUCCAACAUCAAUUGAUGUGAUAGUUAUUAAGGACAAAAAUUUGAUCUCCGGUAAAUUUCAUUCCAUUGGUUCAGGAUUUUUUCCUAUAUGGUAUGCUUUUUGCUUAAAAAUUCCAUCCGAAUCGAGCUUAUUAAAGUCUGACAUAAAUGUAUUACCUUCUGAUAAUAAUAUUAUAAUACAUUUUUCUACACGUUUUAAACCUGAAAAUAAUCAAUAUUGGUAUGGCCUUAACCAAGAUAACUUAAUAAUUCAGUGUAUUAAAAUGGAAACACUCAAGGAAAACUCAAAACCUUUAACCAAUGGUGUUAUGUUUCCUCUCAAUGACAGUGAUGAUGACAAUGACGAUGAUGACGAUGAUGUACUUGACAAUAGUAAAGAAGAUGAAUCAAAUACUCAAAAACAACAAGGAAUCAAGAAAAAUAAUGACAACUAUCAGUGCAAAGAUAAAAAUGGUAAGACAACCAAAGAAAAAAAGAAAAAAAAGAAAGGAAAGAAGAUUCAAAAAUCAAAUGCCAUACCAAUAGCUGUUGCCAACAGUUUACCCGAAUCUAGAAAAACAAUAGAUUUUGUGCCCGGCUCGUUGCCAAUUGAAUUUAAUAACAUCAGACCAAAAAUUCGUGGAAUAUUAAAAAAACGAGCUUUGUCUGAAUGUAGUAACGUAGAUGACGUAAGUUUAUCUCCUCAAAUGUGUAGUUCAUCUGUGGAUAAUGUAGACACUGAAAGUUCAGAUGUGCUGGGGUCAAGUUUAAAUGAUUUUAAUUCAAAAAAAACAGUUCGUUUUAAUGAUCAUGUCAUUGAAAAAAAAAUUAACUUUAAUAUAAGUAUAGCAGCACAAGCAAAAAAACACAGACAACGUCAGCAGCGUAAGCGUAAUAUACGAGAAUAUAAUACUCCCAGUGAAAGUGAAGCAUCUGAAGCUGAAGACAGAGCUUAUGGGCCAUUAAAUGUGGUUUCAGAAAGUGAAGAGACCAGUGUAUCAGAAAGUAGUGCUGGCGAAAUGUCUGAUGACAAUAGUAAUGGACCAAAAAUAACUUUAUCGUCAAAAGUCACUGUUGUUGCUGACUCUAAGAAAGAUCAUAAACGACGCAAGAGUAAAUCAGCCAGGAAAAACGCUUCACUUGCAAAACAGGCAUCGACCAACAAUUUGAUAUUUCCUAUUGAAUAUUGAACAAUAUUAAACAUCAGACCUCUUUUAUAUCACUUAAUACAAUCAUUGAAUUAUACUAUGUAAAACAUUUAUAAAUUAAAUUACUUUAUAGCUAAUGUUUAUUAGAUGUUUUUUUUAG
Messenger RNA from Melanaphis sacchari, 3247 nucleotides. RefSeq names its product protein kintoun (gene Nop17l). Gene Ontology annotation, biological process: axonemal dynein complex assembly. The record is from RefSeq and is a predicted model, not a curated record. Gene Ontology annotation, cellular component: cytoplasm. NCBI's taxonomy places the organism in Eukaryota, Metazoa, Arthropoda, Insecta, Hemiptera, Aphididae. Bases 589 to 3129 code for a protein of 846 amino acids. The transcript is spliced from 3 exons.